AUGUAUAAUUAUCCCCAAAAUAAUAAAUCGAGUGUUGAGAAUAAAAAAAAGGAAAAAGGUAAAGACAACAUAUAUUACACUAACGAUAAUCAUAAAUCUAUGGUUAUCAACAAUUUCCAAAGUGAUGGAAAUAAACGAAACAAGGAAAUGAAUAAUGAAACAAUAUAUGAUUAUAAUAAAAAAUAUAUUAAUAACAAAAGCAAAGAAAACCGAGAUAUAAAUAGAGGUAGAGAAAUAGAACGAACGAAUAUGAUAAAUCGAAAAGUUUUUAAUAAUAUUAGUAAUUUAAAAAAGAAAAUCCAUUAUGACAAGCCAAAUGCCAAUAAUACUGGUAGCAUUAAUAAUAACAAAACAGGUACUGGAAAUGAAUAUGGGAUAUCCCAAAAAAAUACAACCUUAAAUGAUAAUACUAAAAAAAAUUUUGAUAAUAUUAAUAUAGGAAAAGAUAAAUCUAAAUUUCGAAAAAUAUAUCAGUAUAAUGAAGAUAAUAAUAAAAAUGGUGAUAAUGUAAAUAGUGGUGGUGUUAUUUCAAAUAAUAAUUAUGCUUAUAAUGAUAUGGGCAACCCUAAUGAAAUAGGAAAUAAUAGAGACAAAAUUAGGAGACCUCAUAGAUAUUUUAAUGACCCUAAACCGAUGGGGAAUAAUAAUAUUAACAAUAUAGGGAAAAGUAAAAAAGGGAAUAGUAACAUUAAUUGUGAAUCCACAAUGAAUCCCCAAAAUUACGAAUACAAUAAAAGAAAUAAUAAUGAAACAUAUGAAAAUAUGAAACAAAGAAGUGCAAUAUAUGGACCGGGAGCUGACAAUAAUAACCCGGGUAUUAAUACUACUAAUAAUAUAAAUAAUAACGUAAAUAGUAAUAUAAAUGGUAAUAAUAACAAUUUUAAUUAUUCAAAAUUAAAUAGAAAUUAUAAAAAUAAGUAUGAACAAUAUCAUGGUGAGAUGCGUGAUCAUAAUCCCAAUAAAAUGGGACCAACUGGUGUAGGUGAAUCUUCUGAAAAUAGAGGGGGAGCAAUGUUGUAUUUACAAAGAGAUAAAAUGUAUCAUAGAAAUGUAGGUGAAUUAAAAAAUAAUGUAAACAAUAAAGAUAAUUUCAAUAGUGAUGGUACAGAACCAAAUGAUGGUUUAAUAAACGAAGAAGUAUUUUUAGAAAAUAAAAAUAAAAUGAAUGAUACAAAUAAUAAUAAUAAUAAUAUUAAUGGAAUUGGAAAGUAUAGCGGGGAGACGUUAGAAGAGGAAAGAAAUUUAAAUAAUAAUGUAAACAUUAAACGGGGCAUAUACCCAAAUUAUAAUGGACCUAAAAACGACGUAAAUAAUGCACCUAAUAAAAAUGGUGUCGAUAAAGAUGGAAAUCGAAAAAAAGAAUAUCACACAUUUUCAUUCAGUACUAUUGAUUCAAAUUGUUCUAAUAAAAAUAUAUUAGAAAAGAAAAUGGCAAAAAGAUUUUUAGGUGAGCAUUUAAUUGGUGGACCAGAAAAUUGUAAAGAAAAUAUGAAUGACGAAAAAAAAAAAAAUAUGGGAACUAAUGAAAAUAAACAUGAAGAAGAAAUGUACAUAGGACAGCAAAAUAAUGGAGGUGUCAAUAAUGUUAAUUGUGUGAAUGAUAAUGAUGGUAAUAGAUUGGGAGAAUAUAAUAAACAUUUUAGUGAGUAUAAUGAAAAUGCAGGUAAUAAUAAUAUUGGGGGUAAUGAUGAUAAUAUGGGUAAUAAAAAUUUUGGUGAAAAUCCAAAAAAUAGUAGUAUGAAUAGAAAUGGUUAUAUGUUUAAAGAAAAUGUAAAUAAUAACAGAACAAAUAAAAGCGCUAAUUAUGUAGAUAUAGAUCAUAAAAAUAAUAGUAAUUUUAAAAAUUAUGAUUAUAAUAAUGGAGGUGAUAAUAUUACACCUGAUUUUGAUAAACAUCAACCAAAUAUGGGAUAUGUAAAUGAAAAUAAAAUACAAAAAGGUAAUCAUAAUUUAAUGCACAACAAUAACCGAAAUAUGAAACGACCUAAUAUAAAAAAUAUUAAUCAAUAUAAUGCACCAAAAUAUGAUGAUAGAAAAGAAAUUCGUAAAUUUUCUAAAAAUAUAGACAUGAAACAUAUAAAUAAAAAUGGCAUCAAUUAUAAUAAUGGUAUGAAUGAUGAUGAAUACCGUGGAUAUCGUUUAUCAGAUUCAUAUGAUAAUAUAAAUGAUGAUAUAGAUAUGGAUCAAAAUGAAUAUAAUAUAAGAGGCGAAAAAAUUUAUUACAAUAAUAAUAUGAAUUAUAAAUAUAAUCAAGAACGAAAUAUUAAAAGAAAUUGUUAUGAGCCUAUUGAUAAUUAUAAAAAUAGUUAUUUGCCAAAUAAUCAUAAAAAAUACCUCCCUGAAUUUUAUGAUAAUAUGAACAAUACACCUGAAAGGGGUCUUUAUGAUGACUAUAGAAAUGAUGAGUAUAUACGAUAUAAUGGUGUAGGAAAGCAAGAUGAUAUGCGAAAAUACAGGAGAAGCCAUUCAUAUGAUUCCUUGAACGCAAACAAAGACGCACUUACAAUUAUAAGACUGCCAGCAGAAAAAAAAAAACAAGUAAAAAAAAAAAAAAAAAGUAUUGUAGGAAAUGAGGCAUCAUUAGUUGAAAUGUAUAGUACAGCAAUUCCUAUAAAUGAAAGAUUAGAUCCUUAUGCUUUAAAAGCAUUAUCAAAAAAUGAAAAUUUAAGAGAAAAAGUUUAUGCAUUAAUACCUAAAUCAGUAGUUGAAAUAACUGAGCAUGAUGAUAUUACUCAUGUGACUUUACAGUCACCAUCAUCUCUUUUUGUUAAUCAAAACAAAAAUAUAAAACAUCACAUUAUAACUACACAUUUUAAUCAGAGCCCUGCUGAUGUUCCUAGUAUUGCUACAUGUGCUAUUGCAGGAUCAACAGAUUCAAUUAAAGAAUCGUUGGAAAAAUCAAAAGAUUCAUUAAGUAGCGAUGAAAACGAUAAAAAUCUAAAAUCGAUAAUAAGAGGAAUUUCUAUGAGAAACAAAACUGGAUCAUCCUUGAAUGUAAAAUUUAAAUUGUCUCAAAAUGAUUAUGAUAAUAAAUCUGUAAAUAAAAAUGAGAAUAAUAAUUCGGAUGACCAUAAAUAUAAUAAUGAAGAUUGUUAUACCGAAUUAAAUAAAAAAAUAGAGAAUCAUAUAUUAUCAGAAGAAUUAAAAAAUUUAAAAAUUGAUAAACAAAUAACAGAACGAAAAAGGGCAUCUAUAUUUGAUGAAACUAAAAUAAAAACAAAGUCAGAAAAAAAAAAUGACGUAAAUAAUAAAAUGGUUUUAGAUUCGAGUAAGGUUAAAAAUGCGACUGAAAUAAAAUUAAAAAAAAUUCAAUAUGUAACAGGAUUAUUAGAAAAGUACAAUAUUCCUAAUCCAUUUGAUAAGUACGUUAAGGAACCCAUUGAUUAUUCUCAAUUAGAGGGUCAAACAAAUAACGCUAAAUUGUUCAAUCUAGCUUUGAGGGUGUCAGAUAACUACUUCAAAUAUAUUAUGAGAAGCAUGGAGCAAGCAGAAAUUAAGGAAGUUUUUAAUGAAAAAAGAAAAAAAAUGAUUUUAAAAUUAAUUGCUUUAUUAGGAGGGCAAAUACACUCAGAGAUAAAAAAAAAUUUUGCUCACGAAAAUGUUCCAUUUCCACUGAAAGAAACAAAAUUGAAAAAAGAAGAAAACGAAAAACCGAAAAUCAGCGCAAAAGAAAAAGAAAUAAAAAUUGAGGAGCACAAUCUUAUGUGCAAAUACUGGAAAAAGCAAAGUGAAUGUAUGAGUUUGUUAAUAAAUGAAUGGAAUAAAAUAUCUGAAAUUUUAGAAUCCAUAAAUGUUGAUCCUAAUAAUAUGAUAAAUUCACUCAUAUCCAUAUAUGGAGAACAAACAGUUAAUAGUUUUAAUUUAAGUAUCGGGGAAAUAACAAAUUCGAAUAUCGAAUUAGAUGUAAAUAUUGAUGAUAUUCCAAUACCAGAUAUUGGAGAUAAUAAUGAAAAUAAAUUUGACCCAUCUAAUAUGACUAUAAUGAAUUUAAUUCAGGAUAUGAAAUGGGAUAUGGAUAUUGAAUAUUCCUUGAAUCAAAUAAGAGAGGAGUGGGAAACUGAAAAUUUGCAAACCAAAAGGCUGGUUCAAAAGAAGGUUAUUGAAGGUAUAAAACAUCGAAUCGGUUUGCUAGACUAUUUAAACAAGGCAGAAAUGAAUUUAAAUGCAUUUUCUAAAAUAAUUGAAGAAAGAUUAAUAUCAAAUGAUGAUGUAAAAAGCCAAUUAAGGUCUAUGCAAAAUGUAAGUGAGAAUAUGAUGCUUUCCAAAUUAUUAGAAAAUAUAGAAUGUAAUACUUUGGAUAUAAAUCCAGAUUCUUUUAAAACCCCAACAUCAUUUUUUGUCUCUCAUCAUUUACCUAUGACGAUUAUGCAAAAUAAUAAUAAAUCGAAUACAGAUGAAACACAAGAGAAUCAUCAAAAUAACACAAACAGUGAUCUAAGCAGUAAUAAUAGUAUUAAUAAUUAUAAUAGUAACAAUGAAGAUGAUAAUAAUACAAGAAAUUAUGAUUCUCUAGAUAAUGAAAGUAUUAAUGAAUAA
This is a messenger RNA of Plasmodium yoelii, 4536 nucleotides long. Its product is annotated as conserved Plasmodium protein, unknown function. NCBI's taxonomy places the organism in Eukaryota, Apicomplexa, Aconoidasida, Haemosporida, Plasmodiidae. The record is from RefSeq and is a predicted model, not a curated record. The transcript is spliced from 9 exons. Bases 1 to 4536 code for a protein of 1511 amino acids.